UCCCACGGGGCUCUACUGUAAGUCUGUAACCAGACUAACGACUCUGAAGCUCCUUCCAGAGAAAACGAAAAUAUAAUUGGCAAAAAAAAAUAAAAAAUGCAUAAAACCGCACAAGCGUGGUUUACGGGAGGCCCGAGCAACGAUCUGGAGAAAAAAUCGCCGUCUCUACUUGCGGAUUGGAACGCAUACGCCGCCGCAAAGGACGAUGAAGCGUCGUCGAGUCUCGGAUUUGAUCUCGAAGCCGCCGUCCGUACAGCCAACGACAAGGUCACCGGGACUUUUGGCGUGGUCUCUAAAGGAGUGAGAGAUUUACCCGGGAACUUUCAAUCUGCCACAAGUACUGUUCCUUCUGGAAAGGCUCUUAUGUACUUUGGGCUAUUUCUUAGUGCUGGAGUAUUUUUUAUCUUCAUAGCAUUCACCAUGUUCCUUCCUGUCAUGGUGAUAAUGCCUCAAAAGUUUGCUAUUUGCUUUACUAUUGGAUGUGGAUUCAUUAUUGGCUCAUUCUUUGCCCUCAAAGGUCCAAAAAAUCAACUUUCACACAUGUUAUCAAAGGAGAGGCUUCCAUUUACAGCAGUUUUCAUUGGCAGCAUGGUGGGGACAGUUUAUGUUUCAAUGGUGAUGCACAGUUAUAUUCUCUGUGUGCUAUUCUCCGUGGUGCAGGUUCUUGCUCUAGCAUAUUAUGCUAUCUCCUACUUCCCGGGAGGAUCGACUGGAAUGAAAUUCCUCUCUUCCACCCUCGCGUCUUCAAUACUAAGAUGUUUCGGAAGGUGACAGAUAUAUGCUCUCUUCACGCUCCCAUAACCGAAACCAUCCCUGAGCUGAUUCACACUAUAUUGCCUCGGUGAUCCAUCACAUCUAAAAUUUGCUUUUUCACGAGAUUAUAUAUUUCUGUAAACUGCAUUUUCCGAGCUAUCGAGCUUCAUGCUGAACCUGGUUUGAUACGAGCAGGCUGGUCUACUUGUGCCUACCUGUACCAACCCACAGGUCAAAGUCCACACAAGAAGCUAUUUGUUAACUUUGAAUUCUGAGUUCAUACGUGCUUUAAGAACAAUUCAAAGUAGGUGGUGGCUUUCAAUGGUAUACAUAUAUAUAUCCAGCUCAUUUUUACGUGUUGUGAAAAUUCUUGAUCCUUGAUAGCAAGACAAUGACUGCCAGAAAAUGAAAGAUUACUGUUUUGUGGGGAAACAUAUAUGAUAUAAUAUAUUAUUAGAACAUCUAUUAGCAGUGUGAGGUUGACCAAACAAUAUAGGAUAUCUUAAAUAAUUAUAUAUUUCUUUUCAACUCU
This is a messenger RNA of Ipomoea triloba (trilobed morning glory), 1285 nucleotides long. RefSeq names its product protein transport protein SFT2-like. NCBI's taxonomy places the organism in Eukaryota, Viridiplantae, Streptophyta, Magnoliopsida, Solanales, Convolvulaceae. The record is from RefSeq and is a predicted model, not a curated record. The transcript is spliced from 4 exons. Gene Ontology annotation, cellular component: membrane. The coding region runs from base 97 to 771 and encodes 224 amino acids. Gene Ontology annotation, biological process: vesicle-mediated transport.